UGCUGUCCGCUACUGAUUGGCCAGUGCAGUUAUUUAAAUCCUCAAGGUUGGUUACAAUAACUGAUGUUGAUUCAUCGACAAGAACUCCAUAUCAUGAACAUUGUACAGCCUUAUGGAUUCCAGCCUCAGUUUCAAUUUGUGAAACUUCUUUAUGCCAAUUAAGAACUCAUAGACCAGUCGCAACGAUUCAACCAUCGCGGUUAAAGAAGUUUGGCCAAUUUGCGAAAUCUUGGUUGAAAGCCAAACCAUUUUGG
Messenger RNA from Dentiscutata erythropus, 254 nucleotides. NCBI's taxonomy places the organism in Eukaryota, Fungi, Glomeromycota, Glomeromycetes, Diversisporales, Gigasporaceae. The record is from the annotation of a GenBank genome assembly.